ACUAUCCAUCGUAACAAAUGGGUAGACACAGAGACAAUAGAUGUCAAUGCAAGACUUAUGGUGGUGAAGACCUCUUGAACAAAAAAGCUUAUUGAAACCAUACCCGUACCCAUAUUCAGAAUUUGAUUGAAGCUUUUGGAGAAUUUAAAGAUAAUCGCUUGGAACAAGAUGUGGAUGUUAUCACCGAGACUAUUAUCAACAAAAGAAUAAAAGAUGUGGAACAUU
This is a messenger RNA of Cuscuta campestris, 225 nucleotides long. NCBI's taxonomy places the organism in Eukaryota, Viridiplantae, Streptophyta, Magnoliopsida, Solanales, Convolvulaceae. The record is from the annotation of a GenBank genome assembly.